This is a messenger RNA of Vitis riparia (riverbank grape), 3480 nucleotides long. RefSeq names its product kinesin-like protein KIN-5C. The transcript has 23 exons. Gene Ontology annotation, biological process: microtubule-based movement. The coding region runs from base 111 to 3140 and encodes 1009 amino acids. Gene Ontology annotation, molecular function: ATP binding; microtubule binding; plus-end-directed microtubule motor activity. Lineage: Eukaryota; Viridiplantae; Streptophyta; Magnoliopsida; Vitales; Vitaceae. The record is from RefSeq and is a predicted model, not a curated record.
AUAAUCGAGAGCGAGGGGGCAGCGAGAGAGAGAAGAACAAAGAGGGGGAGAAGCGUACCGCAAUAGGAUCUGGUAAACCAGUCGUGGUGUCUCUGCGACGUCGUUUCAAAAUGUCUGGACGCCAUGAGAAAGAGAAAGGCGUCAACGUUCAGGUUCUUCUUCGUUGCAGGCCGUUUAGUGAAGAAGAGUUGCGGAACAAUGCUCCCCAGGUUGUUACCUGCAACGAUUACCAGAGAGAGGUUGCAGUUUCACAGAGCAUUGCUGGGAAGCAUAUUGAUCGGGUUUUCACAUUUGACAAGGUUUUUGGUCCUUCAGCUCAGCAAAAAGAUCUAUAUGAGCAAGCUGUUAUUCCAAUUGUGAAUGAGGUUUUGGAAGGCUUCAACUGUACCAUUUUUGCAUAUGGUCAAACUGGUACUGGUAAAACUUACACCAUGGAGGGUGAAUGUAAAAGGUCAAAGAGUGGGCCCAAUGGAGAAUUGCCUCCAGAAGCAGGUGUCAUUCCCAGAGCAGUGCAGCAGAUUUUUGAUACAUUGGAGAGUCAAAAUGCUGAAUAUAGUGUCAAAGUUACUUUCUUAGAGUUAUAUAAUGAGGAGAUCACUGACUUGCUUGCCCCUGAAGAAAUAUCUAGAGCUGCUUUGGACGAUAAACAGAAAAAGCAGUUGCCUCUAAUGGAAGAUGGGAAAGGUGGGGUUCUUGUCAGAGGACUGGAGGAAGAAAUUGUAACAAGCGCUAGUGAAAUUUUUACCCUACUUGAAAGAGGUUCUGCAAAACGUCGCACGGCAGAAACUUUAUUAAACAAACAAUCAAGUCGGUCACAUUCUCUUUUUUCUAUAACAAUACACAUCAAGGAAGCAACCCCAGAAGGCGAGGAACUUAUUAAAUGUGGGAAACUGAAUUUGGUUGAUUUAGCUGGCUCAGAAAAUAUUUCUCGUUCUGGUGCUCGGGAGGGUCGUGCAAGAGAAGCUGGUGAGAUCAACAAAAGUUUACUUACUUUAGGACGUGUCAUUAAUGCUCUUGUUGAGCAUCUUGGGCAUAUCCCUUACAGGGAUAGCAAACUCACACGCUUACUUCGUGAUUCAUUGGGGGGAAGAACCAAAACAUGCAUUAUAGCUACAGUAUCACCUGCAGUUCACUGCCUAGAGGAGACCUUGAGCACACUGGAUUAUGCACACAGGGCGAAGAAUAUAAAGAACAAGCCUGAGGUUAACCAGAAAAUGAUGAAAUCCACUCUUAUCAAGGAUCUUUAUGGUGAAAUUGAACGUCUUAAGGCAGAAUGCUAUGCAGCACGUGAGAAAAAUGGUGUCUAUAUUCCAAAGGAGCGGUACUACCAAGAGGAGAGUGAAAGGAAGGCUAUGGCAGAUCAAAUUGAGCAAAUGGGGGUUUUGUUAGAAAACCAUCAGAAGCAAUUUGAGGAGUUGCAAGAAAAAUAUGAUUCCCAGGUUCGGCAAUGUUCUGAUUUGAGCAGCAAACUUGAUGCCACCCAGAAAAAUUUGAACCAUACCAGCCGACUUCUGGCCUCUACUGAGGAAGAACUAAAGAGAGUUCAAUAUGCUUUGAAGGAGAGGGAUUUUAUCAUAUCUGAACAAAGAAAGGCUGAAAAUGCUCUGACCCAUCAAGCAUGUGUUUUACGGUCUGACUUGGAGAAGUCUCUUCAGGACAAUGCUUCAUUAUUUUAUAAAAUUGAUAGAGAAGACAAACUAAAUGCUAGCAAUAGGUCUGUGGUAAACAGUUUCCAAGCGGAGCUUGCACAACAAAUUAGUUCUCUAUGCAACACGGUAGCCACAUCAAUGUCUCAACAAAAUGAACACCUCCAAUGUAUUGAGACACUCUGUCAUUCUUUUUUAGACACUCACCAAAAGGCUGUUCUUGAUUUAAAGAAGAAAGUGAUGGCUUCAAAGGCUUUGUAUAUUUCUCAUAUUGAGGCAGUGCAAAAUGUUGUUCGUUUGCACAAGUCAAGCUCUAAUGCUAGCUUAGAGGAGAUUUCAUCUUUGACUUCAUCCAAUGUACAGUCGAUUGAAGAAUUUUUAGAUGGUGAGGCUGUUGAAGCAAAUUCAAUAUUUGAUGAGCUUCAAGGUACCUUAUCAACUCAACAAGGGGAACUGGCGCUUUUUGCUCGGGAUUUGCGUCAGAGAUUCCAUGCUAGUAUGGAGAAAACAAGGGGUAUCUCUGAGUUUACUCAUGGAUUUCUUCACAACCUUCUGGAGGAAUCAAGAAAACUUGAGAAUCAUGCAACUAUAGCUGAAGAAACUCAGAUGAAGAGCAUUGCUGAAUUUCAGAAGGCUUAUGAGGAGCAGUCAAAAUCUGAUGCAGAGAAGCUUAUUGCUGAUAUGACUAAUUUAGUCUCUAAACACAUCCGUCGUCAAAAAGAGCUGGUGGAUGCAAGGCUUGUUGAUCUAAGAGAAACUGCAAUUGGAAACAAGGUAUCUUUGGAUGGGCAUGUUUCAUCAAUGGAUGGUAUCACAACAGAAGCAAAAAGAAAAUGGGAGGAAUUUUCUAUGGAAGCGGAGAAUGAUGCCAAAGAUAGUGCUGUUUUUGCUGCUGCAAAGCACUGUCGUAUGGAGUUACUACUGCAGCAGUGUGUAAGCACGGCUGAAACAGCUUCUAAGCACUGGAAAAGGACCCAUGACUCUGUGAAUGAGAUGGGUGGCACACAUGUAUCAGCUAUGUUGUCACUUGUCAAGAAUGCUUCAGAUAGUAAUCAGCAACAUGAUAGUGAGGUUUGUUCUGCAAGGGAUGCAGUCGAAGAAGAUGUGGGAAAGAGUAGUGAAAAUAUGCUUCACCACUUGGAUAGUGUGUCAGACCAGGAGCGAGGAUGUAUAUCUGAAGUAUUGGGAACUGUCAAAGCUCAUGCAGAUACUCUAAAGAUUUUAGAUGAGGACCAUUCUGGACAAGCUGCAUCUAUUGAACAGAAGGCACUCAAUACUUUCCAACAAAGAUAUAUGGAUUAUGAGCCAACUGGAAAUACACCAACAAGAAGUGAGCCAGAAAUUCCAAGCAAAGGGAGCAUUGAGUCGCUUCGAGCCAUGCCAAUGGAGGCCCUUCUUGACGAAUUUCGGGAAAAUCAUUCAUAUGAUUCAUUUGAAGUGAAGGAAACAAGACUGCCUCAUCUGCCACGCUCACCUCUCACGCAAAUCAACUGAAUACCGUGGGACUGUAUUUGUAUGAUGUAUUAUUGCCAUAUGAAAAAAUAGAAGGAUGCGGCACUGGUUGUGGGGGGCCUCUGGAAGCUUAUUUUCAGAAUGUCACAGGCCAAUGAUUGAAUAAAUCCCCAGUUGGGAUUUAGCAAUCCUAGAGUAGCAACAGAAGUUGUUAGUACAGGGACAGCUCCAUACUCGUGGUUUUAACUCUUAUUCUCAGAAUUCUGUUAUUCAGCAAUUUGCUGUGUAUUGUAAGGUGUUUUUCAGCAUUUGGGAAUUGAAAAUUUGACAAUUUUGAUGCGCAGAUGCUUAGUAAUAUAUUCAAAAUUCUGUCUUUCCCAAA